Molecule: messenger RNA, 2233 nt
Organism: Bradysia coprophila
Lineage: Eukaryota; Metazoa; Arthropoda; Insecta; Diptera; Sciaridae
Product: Polypeptide N-Acetylgalactosaminyltransferase 3
Biological process (GO): protein O-linked glycosylation
Cellular component (GO): Golgi apparatus
Molecular function (GO): polypeptide N-acetylgalactosaminyltransferase activity
Source: RefSeq, a predicted model, not a curated record
UUCAAAAUGUCAAAACAAGAGUUCGCAAUGUAAAUAAGAAAUUGAAUGAAAAACUUUAUCGUAAAAAGACUACAAAAUGUGGAUUAGAUGCCUUAAAAUACGCAAGAAAUCCAUUGCUUUCGUAUUCGUUGCACUGUGUGCGAGUUUAUUUUUCUACCUAUGUCUUCUACGGCUAGCCGAAUUCCUCAUUGCUCGCCGAUUUGUCGAAAAUGAUCAUCUCAAACGUGCAAGGUACAGAGAUAAUCGGAGUCCUAACAUUGUUGUCGCUCAUUACAUUGGAAGUGGCAAUUUAUUCGGAAACGUUUCCAACGAAUCGCUCAACCGCAAUGACUUCUCGCCCGUAUCCGGCGAAGGAGAUAACGGCAAACCGGUUAUUUUACCAGCAAAAGACGUACUGAAAAUGCAACAGAAAUUCCAAAUCAAUCGCUUCAAUUUAAUGGCAAGUGAUCGAAUGCCGUUGAAUCGUUCACUGCCGGAUGUUCGGAAAAAAUUAUGCAUCCAAAAAUCGUAUCCAUCCGAUCUGCCGAGAACAUCGAUCAUUAUCGUUUUUCACAACGAGGCCUGGUCGGUUCUGAUGCGAACCGUUUGGAGUGUGAUCAAUCGAUCACCGAAAAAUUUAUUGGAAGAAAUUUUACUGGUUGACGAUGCUAGUGAUCGAGAUUUUCUGAAACAUUCGCUGGACGAUUAUGUUGCGAAAUUACCGGUUAAAACUGUUGUACUGAGGCAAACCACCAGAGAAGGAUUGGUAGCCGCUCGGUUGCUCGGAGCUAAACAUGCCAAUGGAGAGGUCCUAACAUUUCUCGACGCCCAUUGCGAGUGUUCCAUUGGAUGGUUGCAACCGCUUCUCGCCAGUAUAAAGGAAAAUCGACGUACGGUGCCGUGUCCCGUUAUUGACAUUAUCUCUGACAAUAACUUCGGCUACAUAAAAAGCUUUGAACUGCACUGGGGUGCCUUCAAUUGGCAACUUCAUUUCAGAUGGUACCUCCUUGGAGCGAACGAAUUGAAUAAACGUAAGACUGAUGUAAUUGCACCGUUCCCCACACCAGCAAUGGCAGGUGGCCUGUUUUCGAUCGAAAAAGCUUACUUUUAUGAAAUCGGAUCGUACGACGAAAGAAUGAAGAUCUGGGGCGGUGACAAUCUCGAAAUGUCGUUCCGAAUAUGGCAAUGUGGUGGACGAAUCGAAAUAGUUCCAUGCUCGCAUGUCGGUCAUUUGUUUCGCAAGAGUUCGCCGUACACAUUUCCCGGCGGCAUCAGUAACGUUCUGAAUGAGAAUUUGGUGCGAACGGCCAAGGUGUGGAUGGAUGAUUGGGCUCAGUUUUUCUACAAAUUUUUCAAUGUUCCCGCAACGUUGAUCGAUGGGAUAGACGUUACACAACGGCAAAUGCUGCGGAAAAGUUUGAAAUGCCAGAACUUCGAGUGGUAUUUGACGAACAUUUGGCAGGACCACUUCUUCCCAACGGAUGAUCGAUUUUUCGGCAAGAUAAUGCUGAUUGACACCAGCUCAGAGCAACACUACGAAUAUUUGAAUCGAAUGCGUAACUUUGAUCUGUCUCGCUUCCAUGACUGGUCAUAUGCCAUCGACUACUUCAAUCGAAGAACCAGCGAAUUCUCUCAAAUUUUCAAAACUCAAAACGGACUUUGCAUUCAGAAACCGAACAGUCAAGAUGCGACAAAUGCUCCGUACGGACAAGCAAAGCUUUCGGUGUGUGGGAAUGCCACUCACGUGGAGGAUUUCUUUGUCGUCACAAACGAGGGACAGAUCAUGACCAACGAAGGCAUUUGUGUCGAUGCGGUUGAAAAGGGUGCCACCGAAACCAAUUCUUCGAUGGUCCGCAUAGUCACCUGUGCCGAAUCGAACCGACAGAAAUGGCUGUACAAUGUAAAAACGCAACAGAUCGUCCAAGGAAUAUCGAAUUUCUGCCUAACCGCUGACCAGAGUGUUGAAAAGAAUUUGGACAAUUUUUCUCGGCUGACUAACGAAUCGUUCAAUGUAACGUUAAGUGUGUGCAAUGAGAGUAAACUGCAAAAAUGGAUUUUGCUUCCGUUCAAAUGGAAGGCCUAAUUUGCCCCCAUUUGUAGACUUGGCAACUGGUGGCUUUUGAGGCAGAACGAUUUACUAAGAGGGGUAAGAUUUUUCUGUCGAAUUGUUCGUCAUUCUGAGACUGUUAAUUUGAGUAAUGUGAUAUACCCGAAGUAAUUAAAACUGUUAAUGAAAUAAAAUUCUAUUUACAAA